This is a messenger RNA of Hypoxylon fragiforme, 684 nucleotides long. RefSeq names its product DUF1770-domain-containing protein. Lineage: Eukaryota; Fungi; Ascomycota; Sordariomycetes; Xylariales; Hypoxylaceae. Bases 1 to 684 code for a protein of 227 amino acids. The transcript has 2 exons. Gene Ontology annotation, biological process: mitophagy. The record is from RefSeq and is a predicted model, not a curated record. Gene Ontology annotation, molecular function: mitochondrion autophagosome adaptor activity.
AUGGCCUCCAGCAGCAGCAGCAUCCCAACGCAGAUCGCCGAGACGAUCCAGACGGCGUCCCUCCAGCGCAACCCCUCGCCCCGCCACGACCUCAACCCGUCGACGGCGGCCUCGGAGAUGGAGCCCGUGAGGCUUGUUGAGGAGGAUCGGGAGAAGAAGCAGCAGCAGCGGAAGCAACGGAGAAGAGAGCUAAGAAAAAAGAGGGGGGAGAAGAGAAGGAGGCACGAGUCGUCGAUUGAUGGGAUCGAUGACGAUAGCUUAUCUGAUGAUGAUGAGGAUUACGGCGAUGAUGACUUUGGGGAUGGGGAUAGUAGCGAGGAGGAUGACGACGACGACGACGAGAUCCCGAUCAGCGUCCUGCGCCCAAGACCAAGGGAGCGCAGCAGCUACCCGCCCAUGCCGGACCUGCGCUUUGAGCAGAGCUACCUGCACAGCCUGGCGAAGGCGGAUACGUGGUGGAAGGUUGCGUGGGUUACCGUGAGGGAUCAGAUCAUGAUGCCCUUCGCCCAAGGCGUCCUCUACAACCUCGCCAUCUGCGGCUGGCACCACUGGAACCGCCACGCCCAGCUCGGCGGCAACUCCGCCGGCGCGCGCCUGAGGAGGUGGUGGUACUCCGUCAACAACUGGCCGCUCGUGUCGGGGAACGUGUCUAGCAGGCCGAGGAGGAAGCCUUAUUUCGGCUAG